This is a messenger RNA of Plenodomus lingam JN3, 2601 nucleotides long. The record is from RefSeq and is a predicted model, not a curated record. Lineage: Eukaryota; Fungi; Ascomycota; Dothideomycetes; Pleosporales; Leptosphaeriaceae.
AUGAGUGAAGAGCAUGCACACUCUGUUGAUGCUGAUGCUGAUGGAGGAGGAUGGGAGGAAGAGAGGAUGGAGGCAGCCUUACACAGAGGAGCGGGAAGCGGAGGCUCCUGGGCGGUCACGGCGGGCAGAAAAGGCCGGAAGAGCCCCUCCAAAACUCAUUUCGUUCUAGCGCCCCCGCGUCGGGCGGCCUUGCACCCCUCGCGGCCAUUGAUGGACGCAUAUCUUUUGCGUUGGAUUGAUCGAGUCAACCCCCUCGCCCACACUGGCAUGCAGCAAGCCCUUUCACUCUGUCGCCCCAAACUAUCCACCUUGCCUUCUUCGCUGCACUCUCCACUGCUUUCUGCGCUGAGGCCGCUGGCGACCCAUUGCUCUUCUUGGUCGCAAACGCACACUCGUAGGACAGACCCCCGCAUUGUCUCGUGCGUGAACAGGUGCACCUCCUCUACCCCUGUUCGCGAUACCUGCAAUUCUUCGUCCCUUUCACGGCCACAAGCAUCCGGAAGAGUGCAGACGCUCUCGCACAAUCGGCGCAUAGCAGGCAGACAGAGCAUCUUCCAGGCCGCACAGGGACUGGCACAAGGUCGUCACUACUCCUCCCACCGCCAAACCUCUCCCUUGAACCCUCUUCGAGCCCUGGGCGCGUCGACGCCGUCCGCUUUCAACAUGGAGGACCUCACCAAUACCCUCGCAACCCUCGGACUCGACAAAGUCCCCCAGGAACCCAACACAUACCCCGCCCUCAACCCCUUCGACAUCUACCGCAGCCACAUCACCGAGUUGUUGUCGCAAGUCUCGGGCGUAGACAAAAAGGUCAUAUAUCCCACGCUGGCAUGGACAUCCAAGCCAGAGCAUGGCGACCUGCAGCUUGCUGUUCCCGCGCUGCGCAUCAAGAAGAAGGACAUGAAGGCCUUUGCACAGGAGUUGGCCGACCAAUUCCCAGAGUCGCCGCUGGUCAAGAAGCCUGUUGUCACCAACACGUCAAUUGGCUUCUUCUUCAAGCCUGAGACGCUGACCGCGCUCGUGGUGCCCAUGGUACUCAAGUCGGGCGCCAAUUACGGCUUCAACAAGAACCUGGGGCUGAAGAACCCACUCGACCCGUCGUCUGGUGCGAAGAGGAUGAUUGUCGAGUUCAGUUCGCCAAACAUUGCGAAGCCCUUCCAUGCUGGCCACUUGCGAAGUACGAUUAUCGGCGGCUUCCUUGCCAAUCUCUACGAGGGCGCAGGAUGGGAGGUGAUUCGUAUGAACUACCUGGGAGACUGGGGCAAGCAAUACGGUGUACUGGCCAUCGGAUACGAUCUUUUCGGAAACGAGGAAGAGUUGGUGAAGAACCCCAUUGGCCACUUGUACGACAUCUACGUCAAGGUCAGCAGCAUACAGCACGACGAGGCGGAGCAGUUGAAGGAGCUCAAGGCCGAGGCUGCGAAAUUGAAGGAAGAAGGCAAAGAUGCCUCGGAACAAGAGGCAAAGAUCAAGAAGAUUGAGACUGAGGGUAUUGAUGAGCAGGCUAGGAAGUACUUCAAGGGUAUGGUGGAUGGCGAGCCCAAGGCGCUCGGCAUCUGGAAGCGCUUCAGGGACCUGUCCAUUGAAAAGUACAAGCAGACAUAUGCCCGUCUCAACAUCCGAUACGACGACUACAGCGGCGAGUCGCAAGUCAAGGACGAGAGCAUGGAAGAGGCUGCUAAGAUCAUGUGGGAGAAGAAAGUCUGCGAGGAGUCGGAAGGUGCUGUCAUUGUCGACCUGACAUCACACUCGAAGAAGCUUGGCAAGGCAGUCAUCAAGAAGAAGGACGGUACUUCGCUGUAUCUGACUCGAGAUAUCGGUGCCGCGAUUGAGCGUGUGGAGAAGUACCACUUUGACCGGAUGAUCUACGUCGUAGCAUCGCAACAAGACCUGCACCUUGCUCAGCUCUUCAAGAUUGAGGAGUUGAUGGGCAGGAAGGAUAUUUCUGAAAAAUGCCAACACAUCAACUUUGGCAUGGUCAUGGGAAUGUCGACGCGUAAAGGUACCGCCAAAUUCCUCGACGACAUCCUCCGCGACGUGGGUGAAAAGAUGCAUGAAGUCAUGAAAGGCAACCAAGCCAAAUAUGAACAAGUAGAGGACCCUGUCAAAACGGCCGAUAUACUCGGCAUCUCCGCCGUCAUGGUGCAGGACAUGAAGGGCAAGCGCAUAAACCACUACACCUUCGACAUGGACCGCAUGACGAGCUUCGAAGGCGACACAGGACCCUAUCUCCAAUACGCACACGCCCGUCUCUGCUCGAUUUACCGAAAAGCAACGACAGCCGAUCCGUCGGUCGCCGAGCUCGACCUCUCAACGGCAAAUCUGUCGCUACUCAACGAGCCACAUGCCAUAGAGCUCGUGAGGCAAUUGGCAAGCUGGCCAGACACGUUUCUCAACACCCUGAAGACGCAAGAGCCGACGACUGUGUUGACGUAUCUGUUCAAGAUGGCGCACGCGUUGAGCAGUAGUUAUGAUCACUUGCAGGUUGUGGGUAGUGAGCGGGAUGUCAUGAUUGCAAGGUUGGCACUGUAUGUGGCGGCCAGGCAGGUGCUGAAUAAUGGGAUGAGGGUGCUGGGAUUGUCGCCUGUGGAGAGGAUGUAG